GAAUCAACUAGAGUCGAAAUUAAAUAAAUUAUCUCCAUUAUGUGAUGUACAUCACAUAUGUGAUGGUCCAAUAAUUUAUCUGUGAUACUCUUCGAAAGUAUAGUCACAAUCAGUGAUACUAGCUAUGCGUGAGAUACAAAUAUAGUUUGUGAAACGAUUAGUACUUUAUAUGAAUUUGUGGCUAAAUAUAUCAAAAACUUGUUUGAAACAGCAGGUUUUCUUUUACAAGUCUCCUUUCAAACAGGGAAAAAAGUAACACAUGCAAACACAAUGGCAAAUGCAACACAGUAUGCUUUGGUGACAGGAGCAAACAAAGGAAUCGGAUUCCAAAUCUGCAAGCAGUUAGCAUCCAAAGGAAUCUUUGUGAUUUUAGGAUCAAGAGAUGAAAAGAGAGGCAUUGAAGCUCAACAAAAGCUUAAACAAUUCCAUAAAAAUGUGGUUUUUCAUCAACUAGAUGUUGUCGAUCCUGCUAGCGUUGCUGCUGUUUUUGAGUUCAUCAAAUCGAGAUUCGGAAGGCUUGACAUUCUGGUGAAUAAUGCAGGAAUUAGUGGAAUAGAUGUGGAUGGAGAUGAUUCUGCCGUUGAAGAGUAUGUCAAGAUACUGCUUGCUAAUGGAAAGUCAAAACCAUUUCACCUGAAAGGAAAUGGAAAGCUUGUGGAGACAUUGAAGGGCGCAGAAGAAUGCAUAGAGACAAACUACUAUGGUGCAAAGAGAGUAACAGAAGCCCUCAUUCCUCUGCUGCAGCUCUCUCUUUCACCAAGAAUUGUCAAUGUCUCCUCCACUUUAGGGAGCUUAGUGUUUCAAACAAAUGAAUGGGCAAAGGGGGUGUUUAGCAGCAAAGACAGCCUAACAGAAGAAAGAGUGGAUGAAGUUGUGCAACAAUUUAUCAACAGCUUCAAAGAGGGGAAACUUGAAGAGAAUCAAUGGCCUCCACACUUUGCAGCCUACAAAGUGUCGAAGGCAGCUCUCAACGCGUAUACUUGGCUUGCAGCGAAGAAAUACUCGCCCUUCUGCAUCAAUUCUGUGUGUCCUGGUUUUGCUAGAACAGAUAUUACCUUCAAUCAUGGCCCACUAAGUGAAGCCGAAGCUGCUGAAGCUCCGGUGAAGCUGGCGUUGCUGCCUCAUGGAGGGUCGUCGGCCUCUUUCUUCCUAAGAGAGGAAGCAUUGUCUUUGUAAUGGACAAUCACUAUUCUCGUUAGGGUGCAUUUACUUUAAUGGAAAGUGAGAGAAAAAGUACAUUUUCUUCGGAUAUAGUGAAAUAUUUUCUCAAGCAA
Salvia miltiorrhiza (redroot sage) is the source of this 1274-nucleotide messenger RNA. Its product is annotated as (-)-isopiperitenone reductase-like. The coding region runs from base 271 to 1176 and encodes 301 amino acids. The transcript is spliced from 5 exons. NCBI's taxonomy places the organism in Eukaryota, Viridiplantae, Streptophyta, Magnoliopsida, Lamiales, Lamiaceae. Gene Ontology annotation, cellular component: membrane. The record is from RefSeq and is a predicted model, not a curated record.